AAAUAGACCCAAUUCAUAAAUUAACACCAAAGUUUUGUCCAAAGCUAAGGGAAAUAGUUUUACACGGGGUAGAGGUUGCAGACUUUGAUACUUGGUUUGGCGAGCAUAAGGAUUUAGAAGUCGAUCAGUGCGAUAAAGAUGAAACUUUGUCUGAAGCGUCAAGAAAGAUUUUUCAGGAUUUGGAAAUUCUUGAUUUAAUAGAUACCACAGGGUUUUUUAAUAGCCAUUUUAACAUGUUGACCAAAUAUUGUUUAAAAAUUCGAAAGGUUAGGAUGUUACGAACUAGUGUUGUUUACUCUCAGGUUAACAUUAAUAACGGAAUGAUCUCAAAAAAUGAUUCUGGCUGGGUCGAUCUUAAAUAA
This is a messenger RNA of Scutellospora calospora, 362 nucleotides long. Lineage: Eukaryota; Fungi; Glomeromycota; Glomeromycetes; Diversisporales; Gigasporaceae. The record is from the annotation of a GenBank genome assembly.